UGGCCAUCCACCUCAAGAUUGCGGCCCUUGUUUGGCGUAAAUCUCGUUGCCCCCCCGCUGAGCGCUUUUCCCACCAACGCUCACACCCGCAAACAGCAGUCCCAGUCUUCCGCUUGACCCAGCCAGUGUCCACUCUACCCGCUAAGAAGCAGACCCCACUCAGUCUCCACCACCAGAUACACCAAUCCACAUCCCAAACGGUCCUCUGUCGCGACAUUUCCGAAAGGGUCCCGCCGCGUCAUCUUUCCGCCGUCUACUCCCCACUUAACGCGCAAUGGCGACCAGCAAGUCCGCCAGUUACGACUACCUAAUCAAGCUGUUGCUUAUCGGUGACAGUGGUGUCGGGAAAAGUUGUCUCCUCCUCCGGUUCUCCGACGACUCCUUCACGCCGUCCUUCAUCACCACCAUCGGUAUCGACUUCAAAAUCAGGACGAUUGAGCUCGAUGGCAAGCGUAUCAAGCUGCAGAUUUGGGAUACGGCGGGUCAGGAGCGUUUUAGGACUAUUACUACGGCAUACUAUCGCGGUGCCAUGGGUAUUCUGUUGACAUACGAUGUGACCGACGAGCGUUCUUUCAACAACAUCCGAAACUGGAUCCGCAACAUCGAGCAACAUGCGAGCGAGGGAGUAAAUAAGAUACUGGUCGGAAACAAGUGCGAUAUGCUGGAGAAGAAGGUGAUCAGCAAGGAACAGGGACAAGCCCUUGCAGACGAAUACGGCAUCAAGUUCUUGGAGACCUCUGCUAAAUCCAACAUCGGCGUCGAAGAGGCUUUCUUUACACUCGCUCGGGACAUCAAAAAGCGCCUCAUCGACACAGCGCAGGACAAACCGGAGAAAUCGGCCGCGGUGAACGUGAAUGCGGAACCUGUGAACCGACAGGGCGGGUGCUGUGGGAAGUAAAUGGGAUGGGAAAGACUCUUCCGAUUGCCGACACAGACCGAAAUGAAAAAUAUAGAGAUGUUCCGAUGUUCCCUACCUAUUCAUUGAAGAACGCAGACAGGUCACGAAAAUCGAUACAGCGCGAUGGGAAAGAAAUAUGGCCAAGCGCCGCGUGCCCUUGUUGUUGUACGGACCGAUUGAGCGCACCACUUCCACCACCCGUUAGCCCCAUCAUGCUUUGUGUGAACACCCUCCCUCUUCCACCUUCGCCACGCACCCCUCCUUCCCUCCCUAUCCUCUAUCCUCCUUCCCUAUCAAACCCUCGUGUGCAAACCCUUGUGUACGUUUUCUUUUGUUGUGUGGUUUCUUUUUGUUUUGUUUCGCGAUUAUAAAAUGGGACAAAGUUCCAACACCACCCUGUGUUCCUCUUUCUCGUCGUGGCC
Messenger RNA from Fimicolochytrium jonesii, 1320 nucleotides. RefSeq names its product ras family-domain-containing protein. NCBI's taxonomy places the organism in Eukaryota, Fungi, Chytridiomycota, Chytridiomycetes, Spizellomycetales, Powellomycetaceae. The transcript has 6 exons. Bases 275 to 898 code for a protein of 207 amino acids. Gene Ontology annotation, biological process: protein secretion; regulation of exocytosis; protein localization to plasma membrane. The record is from RefSeq and is a predicted model, not a curated record. Gene Ontology annotation, molecular function: GTPase activity; GTP binding. Gene Ontology annotation, cellular component: plasma membrane; endosome.